Harpegnathos saltator (Jerdon's jumping ant) is the source of this 1421-nucleotide messenger RNA. RefSeq lists its product as uncharacterized. The record is from RefSeq and is a predicted model, not a curated record. The transcript is spliced from 2 exons. The coding region runs from base 441 to 815 and encodes 124 amino acids. NCBI's taxonomy places the organism in Eukaryota, Metazoa, Arthropoda, Insecta, Hymenoptera, Formicidae.
UUAAGAAAACGUUUGUCACCUAAUUUGUAAGAAUAUAUUUUUGCAUCUCGCCAUAUAGUUUUGUAUCGCGCGGAAGCAACGCGAUCGUCACUGGAAAAUCUUCGGCGAAACGUGCCCCCUUCGUAGGAAAAGAAAGAGAAGGAGAAGAAAGAGGAGUAAGAGGGGCAUAUCCCGGCAUUAACCGGCUGGUCAGGGGUCGCAGUUGAUAAGCACUGAUUAUAACUUGCGCUCGACGUUUAACUGGUCAGUUCCUAUAGUGAAUCGCGUGAGCGAGCUACGGCGGAGUAGCAGGCAGCGGUAGCAGUCGCCAUUGAUGCGUUCUCCAAAAGCGAUAACGUGCGACAGGUGCGAUUAACGCUUGAGGAAGCGGAGGGAACGCCUUUCUCGCAGGUGUGACAGCUCGCGUAGAAUCCGAAGUGUGACACGAUGAAACGUCAAAUAUGAGCACGGAUGAACGCCGCGCCGUAAAGUAUGGAUUCACGCGCGAUAACGUAGAUCCGCCAUCGAGAUUCGAAUCGACCAAGAUAACAGAAAUGCGCCACAACGCCGGCGAAACUGAACUAGGCGAGGUACAGGUGAUCGCGACGCUACCCACCAACAACGUCCCGACGUCUACAUUGCCGUCGACAACAUCGCCGCGCACCGGCGAGCUUCCCUGCAAGAACGGCAGCUGCAAGGUGCGAAAGAGCCGGGCCGAACCGCGACUCGAGAGUCCUUGGCACACGCUCAAGACGAUCUUCCUAGUGUCCGUGAUCGUGGCGUUCCUGCUGUGGGUCAUAGUGUACACCUUACUGGACCAGUAUCAGAUCCUGUGACCUCUGACCGACGUGGCUUCAUCAACGUGUGAUUGCUACGUGCGUGUGUGUGUGUGUGCGUGGUUGCUACACAGGUCCUAUGGUCCUGCAAGCCUGGAUCUCUUACAGCUUCCACCAUCAUUAUGAUGAUCCCGCGAUGAACGUGGCUUUAUGUCUCCUGUGAUGACGACUGACGAUCCUGGCUAGUCCUGCGCGAUUCUUGCGCGUUACUCGCAUGCUGGAACAGUUUUUUCUUCCAUGUGAGAAAGAGAUGAUGAGACACACGAUGUAGAAUCUUCCGAUGGCCUCAUGCUGCAGAAUAUGUCGUAAGAUAAUCUAUCCGAGCACUUCCAACAGAGGAUUAUUACUCGAGAACAUACUAACCUAACGUGCGAUCAUACGUGGUAUUACGUUCGGGACCCGGCGAGUUUAUCGGCGAGACGCAAUGAAAUCUGCAGUCCGGAGUUCAGGAAGGAUGUAAUCUCGGAAGGAGAAUCGGAGGGACUUCCGUAUUAUUAGCCGUAAACGUCUCUGUAAAUCGGAUUGUAAUAUUGUAUAUUUCGUAUUGUUUUAAAUAUUUGCGACGUUUGUAAAUAUUCGAGUAAAAUACGGUUGUUAUAUAUGUAA